AUGGUGAAGAUACUGGCCCUCCUGCUGCUUCAAGUAGCAUACGUUUUUGGAUGUGGUGCACCUGCCUUCCAGCCUCUUACCAACAGGGUGGUGAAUGGAGAGGAUGCUCGCCCCAAUAGCUGGCCUUGGCAGAUCUCCCUGCAGGUGAAGCACGGCAGCCGUUUCCAUCACACUUGUGGAGGCACUCUGGUUGGACCUCGUUGGGUGCUGACUGCUGGACACUGCAUCUGGCCAGGAGAUGUGUACCGUGUGGUGUUGGGAGAGCACGACCAGAGCCAGCAGGAGGGAACGGAGCAGAUCAUCGAAAUUAUGAGAAUCAUUGUUCACCCCAACUGGGACAUUGACAUGGUGGCUGAUGGCAAUGAUCUGGCCCUGCUGAAACUGGAUAAGGCCCCCAUUAUGACUGACAGCAUUGAAGUGGCUUGUCUUCCAGAGGCCGGAGAGAUCCUCGCCCACGGGAAAGAGUGUUACAUCACCGGCUGGGGCAACCUUUACACCCACGGCCCCAUGCCUGAUAAGCUGCAGCAGGCCAUGCUGCCUGUGGUGGAGCACAGCGUGUGCAGCCGCAGCGACUGGUGGGGCAUGAACGCCAAGACCACCAUGGUCUGUGCAGGAGGAGACGAAGUGUCUGGAUGCAAUGGAGACUCUGGCGGUCCUCUCAACUGUUUGGGUCAGGACGGCAGGUGGUAUGUUCACGGUGUGACCAGCUUCGUUUCCUCUCGCGUCUGCAAUGAAGUGAAGAAACCAACUGUGUUUACUCGCAUCUCUGCCUUCACCGAAUGGCUCAAUGAUGUCAUGCUGCAAUACUGAGGAUCUACUGGACACCAACUGAUCAGUAAUGAGCUCCCACUAUUUUCUGUUCGUUUUCAAGUUUUGACAUCAGGGUCAAACUCAUAAAGAAGUGUCACUUAAAACAUUACAUUAAUUCAAAAAACAAUAUAUUGAAAUAA
Centropristis striata (black sea bass) is the source of this 950-nucleotide messenger RNA. Its product is annotated as chymotrypsin-like elastase family member 3B. Gene Ontology annotation, molecular function: serine-type endopeptidase activity. NCBI's taxonomy places the organism in Eukaryota, Metazoa, Chordata, Actinopteri, Perciformes, Serranidae. The record is from RefSeq and is a predicted model, not a curated record. The transcript has 8 exons. Bases 1 to 810 code for a protein of 269 amino acids. Gene Ontology annotation, biological process: proteolysis.